This is a messenger RNA of Linepithema humile (Argentine ant), 1121 nucleotides long. It is a transcript of the gene Trax, whose product is annotated as Translin associated factor X. Lineage: Eukaryota; Metazoa; Arthropoda; Insecta; Hymenoptera; Formicidae. The record is from RefSeq and is a predicted model, not a curated record. Gene Ontology annotation, cellular component: cytoplasm; nucleus. Gene Ontology annotation, molecular function: sequence-specific DNA binding; RNA endonuclease activity; RNA binding.
AUUCUCGCAAAGAUGGAAAACAUCAGUUGCUGAUCAUACUAAAAAUCGUCUGCUAAGAUUAUAUGCAAGAAUAAUCACAAUCGACUCAUGCACUCAGUAUCACUCUUAAUAAGCAGUUUAAUCGAAAUUGUCAAAAAAGAUCACGAUGUCACAAGGAAAAGGAGGGAGGAGAAAUCGUGGACGUUAUGAUAAGGACAAAGUCGGUCUUGGUGACAAGGGUAAAGAGGUGAUGGAAAACAUAAAUGAGAACAGUCUCGUAAUACAACAGUUUCGUACAUAUGCAGCUGAACUGGACGCCAAGCAUGAUCGCUAUGAGAGAAUCUUCAAGAUUAAUCGAGAUGUGGGAAUCGAAAGCAAGAGAAUAAUCUUCUUGUUGCACACCAUUGACAAGGAGAGUAAAAAAAAUACUGUGUUGAGUGCAGCCAAGUCGAGGCUCGACAACUUGGUUCAAAAGUUAUUCAAAAAUAUUGCAGAAGAGUUGGAUGGUCAGGAUGCUUAUCAGUUUCAUAGAGCCUACCGUGCCGGCCUAGAAGAAUACGUAGAGGCACUUACAUUCCACGAGUAUUUGCUGAAUGGAGAUAUGCACAAAUGGACCAAGUUGCAGCAGGCCUUGACUUAUUGCAAUAGUCCGACUCCAGCUGAUUCGACAAAUCAAGAUGCUACCAAGACGACACAAGUUAUGGUCACACCGACAGACUAUAUACUAGGGAUAGCCGAUCUGACUGGAGAACUGAUGCGGAAGUGCAUCAAUAACUUGGCGAUAGGUGACAUAAGCAGUUGCUAUCAGACGUGUAACUUUGUUAGGAAGAUAUAUAUAGCUUUCCUGGGAUACACGAGCGUAGCGUACAGCAACGAGAUGAACAAAAAAGUCAUCAUGCUCAAACAGAGUUUGACCAAAAUGGAGAAUGCGUGUUACACUAUCAAAGUACGAGGAUCAGAGAUCCCGAAGCAUAUGCUGGCAGAUGUGGCUAUCGUGGUAGCUGAAGAGUACACCGCCGAGGACGAUGAGGGCUAUCAGGCGUUUUAAUGCGAUACUUAACACGGAUGAUUUUUAUUUAUUAAGAUUUAUUUAUAAUUAAAGACAGAAACAGUUGACAGAAUAUUUUAUAAGUGAAUUAACU